Molecule: messenger RNA, 1074 nt
Organism: Punica granatum (pomegranate)
Lineage: Eukaryota; Viridiplantae; Streptophyta; Magnoliopsida; Myrtales; Lythraceae
Source: RefSeq, a predicted model, not a curated record
AGAACCCUAACAGUCUCUUUUCCCGUCGUGCUAGUCGGAGCUUCUGUUCGUCGACGGCCGCCUCCGGCGAGAAGGCCUAUCCAGGAUACUCAUCUCUGGCAGUUUCUUCGAAUUCCUCGUCCGUAUAUUUACUAAUAUUGCGGGAAACUCAAUUGGGAUUCUUCUCCUCUCUGUAUCAGACUCAGAAGCGGGAUGCAAUCGACCGAAUCACCAGCCUCCAUGGAGGUGGAGGCGGCAGGAACGGCCGCCGCGCUGCCGCCGAAGCCUCAGUUCGAGCCGCUGAAGCCGCAUGAGAUGUCCGACGGGAGGGUCCAGUUCAGGAAGGUCUCGGUCCCGCCGCACCGGUACUCGCCGCUGAAGAAGGCGUGGAUGGAAAUCUACAUGCCGGUAUACGAGCAGAUGAAGAUCGACAUCCGCAUGAACCUCAAAGCGCGGAAGGUGGAGCUGAAGACGAGGUCGGACACCCCCGACGUCGGCAACCUCCAGAAGUGUGCCGAUUUCGUGCACGCCUUCAUGCUCGGGUUCGACGUCGUGGACGCCGUCGCGCUCCUCCGCCUCGAUGAGCUCUAUGUCGAGUCCUUUGAGAUCAAGGACGUGAAGACCCUGCGGGGUGAGCACCUGUCCCGGGCAAUUGGGCGGCUGUCGGGCAAGGGAGGCAAAACGAAGUUCGCUAUUGAGAACGCGACCAAGACCAGGAUCGUGAUCGCGGAUACGAAGAUUCACAUACUCGGGUCGUUUGCAAACAUUAAGGUUGCAAGGGAUUCGCUCUGCAGCUUGAUCCUGGGAUCGCCGGCUGGGAAGGUUUACUCUAAGCUCAGAGCUGUCACUGCUAGACUCGCAGAGAGAUUUUGAUUCCGAUGAUCCUCGCUUUGUAUCGUCUUACAUUCGCGAAUUAAGCUCGAUACAUCCAUUUUUGGCCUCGGAGUUGUAUAAUGAUAUUUUCGUAUGACUGACGAAUUUACUUAUAUAGCGCAAAGAAAAUGGUUGUGGUUCUGUUGCGUUUAUGGGUGUUCGUCUCAUUCCUAUGGUAUGUUGAUUGAUCGAUAUCGCAUCGCAUUAGUCGGGAUUGGUUUC